AUGAUAGGAGUGCAUCAUGUAGUUGAGCGAAGCUCCCCGCAUAGUCGUUGCAUUGAGCUCGCGAUGGAUGUGGAAAGCCCAGAGAAGGAGCAGCUGAUUCACACCCCACGAACCUUGGAGCUCGUGACUCGCACCCGUGGAGCCCUUUCCGAAUCGCGUGGCUGGAUUCGCACGAGCACGCAGAAGCUGUUUGGACAUGACUGGAAUCCCAGAUUUGCAGCAAAUGCGGAAGUGGCCUUCCGCGGUGCCCUGUUUCUCCUUCUCUGCAGCAUUCCAGUGAUCAUCCCAGACGGAGUUUCCGAGACACGCGACAUGAUGAUGAAAUAUGGUGUCUACAACAGUAGCGUUUGCGUUUUCAUCGUCUUCAACCUCGGUAAGACCUUUGGAGAAGCCUUUGACAUCGCUAUCUCCGGCAUCAAAGGCACCGUACUUGCAGCCUUCAUGGGCUGGAUCAUGUACACCAUUUCCCCUGGGGGCUACACCGACGAAUCCAUCGACUUUUGGCUGGGGGUUGUCCUUGGUAGCGUCUACGUUUGCGUGGUGAUGCUGCUAAACCUGAACUUGACAUUGCAGAUGUUCGCCAUCUCCAAUUUUGCAGGUACUUGGAUGGUCUUCUUGAACCCCAAAGAAAUCGCCAUUGUCACUCCUCCGUGGGUCGGCGAUUGGUCUCUGCAGACCGACAUCUUGUUGCAGGGCUUGGUCUGUACUGCAAUCGGCUUCGCGACGGUGAUGGCGGCCAUGUUGCUGCCAUAUCCUUUGUGGUCGCUGACGUACGUUCAGGAGAAUCAGCUGGUAAUGAAUCGAAGUAUCUCAAAGGUCCUGCACAUGAUGGUGAACUACUACUCUCAAACUCAGCCAAAUGUUUACCAUAAAGAUGCCGUGCUGCGGAGCUUGCGCGAAGUGCAGUCCAUGACCGAUGACAAUGACCCCCUGAUCCGAGCUGCCUGGUGGGAAUGUUUUGGCAUGGGACGCACGCAGCUGAAACGACAGGUGUUGCAUACCAUGGAUCAGAUGAGCAGUCGGGUUUACGACCUGGCCUUCAAUGCCUGGACGGUGUCAACGGCAUCGGCACAUGAGUACAGGCAUUUGAACGUCAAUUUGAUGCAGAAAGUGAAGCCACAAACGAACGCGCUGUUGGAUGAAAUGGAAAAUUUGCUCCUCAAGCUUGUGCAAGCCAUUUCAGAUGGACAGUUGUCUCCAGAGGAAGGGGCCGAUGUGGCAAGCUCUGUGGCUCAUUUGCGAGCACUGGAAAAGCAGCUGUCUUGGGAGUUCUACGAAUCACGCCGAACCAUUACGUUGAACGACUCGACCAAGAUGUACGAGGAUGUGCGAGUGGCGCAGGUCCUCCAGUGGAGUAUCAGUCGCAUUGCUGGAGAAAUUGCGGAAGUAGCUGAGGGCGUUUGCAAGUUCUCCACAGACACAAAUGCCUUGCCACCUUCACCAGAAAGCGGAGGAAUGUGCGCCAUAUUCGAGGGUCUUCAUGAUAAGGAUCAUUUGCUCUACGCCUGGCGUGGCAUUUCCUCGUUCUUUCUGUGUUUCUUGAUUGGAUACCAUGGCUUCGGAUACAAGGACGACGACCAGGAACGAUACCUCAUCAGCCCUUGGUCCUCGGCGAUCGCGGCGACAGCACCGCUGUUGAUGUCCAUGUACUCAGGCUCUGCAUUGGUCAAUGACUUGAACCGCAUCCAGGGCUUGAUGCUGGGCAAUGUCUUAGCUCGACUCCUGGGAGGCUUUGUCGAUAGCUGCGAUUGGGCCGAUUUGUUGUUUCAUUCCUUGACCACCUUUCUGUGGACCUUUGGUGGUCUCUUUGUCUACUUCCAUUCCCGUACCUUCUCCACCGUUGGUGUCCUUGCGGCAGCCUUUGGAGCUUCUACCUUGUUGGGGGUCUCGUGUGGUCAUCCUGAUGCGAUUGGCAAACGGAGCACUUUUGAUGGUUUGAUGAUGAAUUGUGUGGCUUUCAUGAUUACCAUGCUGAUGGACUCCUUUUUCCACUCCAACCGCGCCUCAGAUUUGGCUUACAGAAAGCUGGAUGCAUGCUACAAUGAGAUCUACCAGUCCUACAAGAGCCUCCUGGAUCCCCAAGAGAAAAAGGUGAUUUUCCGUUCCGCACAAGCGCGGAAGUUGUUGUUUGAAGCAAAACAGAUGAAUGAGGAAGCUGCCCUGGAACCUCGUUUCUGGCGCAUCCGAUGGCACUAUGACCUCUUUCUCAGCGUGUGCAAUGAGAUGGAGAACGUCGUGAUCACCCUGGCCACCCUGGAGUCCGCCAUCGCAGAGAACGGCCGCAGCGGUGAUGAGAAAUUCCCCACCUUUGUGCAGCUGGCGGAAGGUUCCACGAGCAACAACACCUAUUGCAUGUUUGGGGAUGAGAAGUCUGUCAUCCUACUCCUGAAGUUUGCGGGCGUCCGAAAGCUGCUGAAGGUUUUCGUGCACGAGACAGUGCAGCAGUUUGCGGGCUUCUCAGAUGAGGAUUCCACUCAUCAGUUCUUUCAAGAGCAGCAGCGGGUUGAAGAGGAAUUUAUGCGGGACACCGUUCCUAAAUUCUUUGGCUUGGACGACGACCAACCCGAACUUUGCAUGUCGCACGACGAGAUGGCCCACCUCUCGGUGGUCUUCGCAGGCUUAAAACGGACAACCGCACUUCUGAGACGCCCAGCAGUGAGUUUUGGAGCUGGGGACGGCACAGGACCCCCACGCGACUUCGCUGAGGUGCCUCAGGCGAAGCCUCUGGUGAAGCCCCGGCUGAAGGGCACAGCAGAGGUCACCAAGGACUGCAGCGACGAUGAUUGUGUUGGCUACCAGCCUCAACCUGAGGCCGACGUAGUUCCCAAGGAGCCCGAAAGUGAGAAAGUCCAGGAAACGGACCCGCAGCGUCACUCACAGCGACUACCAUGUUUGCAGCUGGCGCUUGCUGCAGCUGUGGUGGGCAUUGCUGCUGGCGUUGCAGCUCUGAAGCUUGUCUAG
Molecule: messenger RNA, 2961 nt
Organism: Cladocopium goreaui
Lineage: Eukaryota; Dinophyceae; Suessiales; Symbiodiniaceae
Source: the annotation of a GenBank genome assembly